This is a messenger RNA of Heterobasidion irregulare TC 32-1, 198 nucleotides long. RefSeq lists its product as uncharacterized. The coding region runs from base 1 to 198 and encodes 65 amino acids. The transcript is spliced from 2 exons. The record is from RefSeq and is a predicted model, not a curated record. NCBI's taxonomy places the organism in Eukaryota, Fungi, Basidiomycota, Agaricomycetes, Russulales, Bondarzewiaceae.
AUGGGAGAUUCCUCAGACGAGUCGGGAUCUGUCGCAUGUUCACAGACUGAAAAUGUGCGCGUCUUGCUUCCAAAUCCAAGUAUGAUCUGCUGUCCAGUGUCAUUGAACGAACAUUGCCACAUAACCAACCGCUGCGGUGCAGCUUCAUUUACAUUCGAACAGAGUAUCGCAGACGAGAAUAGUGAGACAUAUGAGUGA